Pelmatolapia mariae (spotted tilapia) is the source of this 2501-nucleotide messenger RNA. It is a transcript of the gene ccdc85b, whose product is annotated as coiled-coil domain containing 85B. The record is from RefSeq and is a predicted model, not a curated record. The transcript has a single exon. The coding region runs from base 747 to 1349 and encodes 200 amino acids. NCBI's taxonomy places the organism in Eukaryota, Metazoa, Chordata, Actinopteri, Cichliformes, Cichlidae. Gene Ontology annotation, cellular component: nucleus. Gene Ontology annotation, biological process: negative regulation of DNA-templated transcription.
ACGCGCAGCUCGCUGCUUAGCGGAGUCACAGCCGUGAAAGUGGCGGAGGCGGACAUUGUUGUGGUAACAGUCCAUCUCCGGAGGAUGAGCACAGAUGAUGAUGUACAUAUUUUGAGCGGUGAGCUUUGUUUGUUAUUUAUUUUUUUAAUCUAAACAAUGAACCUUUUUUAAAGAAAAAGGGGGGUAAAGCUGCUGCGCCGUGCGGACUCCUGCAGCCACCGGAGUUCAUUCAGCCGAGGCGAGACAAGCACAGCCCGAUGAGACGAUGCCAGCGGUGUAGAAAUCACAACAUCUGCAGGGUGUGCUGGGUUAAGCCUCCGUGGACUCACCGGGCCUUUGUCCAGAAAAGCCCACGGAGCGGCUGUUGUCUUCAAAAAAACUGCGCGGGGAGGAGAAAUAAGGGCUGCUGUGCUCCCGGAGGCCUUUGGAGAAAGCAGCCUGCUGCUGAGAGGAUGACAGAUUGACAUUAAUAGGGGCUUGCGGUGCGUUUUUCACACACGACCUCAUUAAGGCGUUAUCCACGGAGAACAGCACAAAAAAGGGACUGAAGUCACAGCCUCGGAGAUAAAGACAAUCUAAAUAAAGACACCACAUGUUUCUGCCUUGAUUUUACCUCCGGUGAUCAAAUACAUGACAUCUGGAUUACAGCGGAUGCAUGUGUUGAGCAUUAAAUAUAGCCACAUCUCAGCGCUUUUAAUAGAUUCUCAGGUACCCAUAGGUGUCGUUUUUUACUGAAAGAAGAAAAAAUGGGUAGCGAAGGUGAGAUAAUAAACAGAGAACUGUCAAAGAUGUCUGACGAGGACUUGCUGGCGUGCUCCAAAGAGGAGCUGGUGAGCCGGUUGCGUAAAGAGGAGUCAGAGAAAAUAUCGGCUCUGAUCCAGCGCGGUCGGCUUAUCAAAGAGGUAAAUAAACAGCUGCAGGGACACCUCCUCGAAAUCAGGGAACUGAAAGUCAUCAAUCAGCGCCUGCAGGAGGAGAACACGGAGCUGCGGGACCUGUGCUGCUUCCUAGACGACGACCGGCUCAAAGUGAAGAAGCUGGCCCGGGAAUGGCAGCUGUUCGGGCAUCACGCGGCCAAAGUGAUGCGGGAGGACCUGGGCGGGUACUUGAAAAAGCUCGCUGACCUGGAGCGCAUGCAGGACGGGCUGGUGAAGGAGAAUCUGGACCUGAAGGAGCUGUGCCUGGUCCUGGAAGAGGAGUGUGUGAGCAGGAGUGACUCCAGUCCAGGAGGUUCCACCGAGCUGAAUCUGCCCUGCAUGGUGGCCCGGGACCUGGGAGAUGGGAGCUCAAGCACAGGCAGCGUGGGAAGCCCAGACCAGCUUCACCUGGUGUGCUCACCUGAUGACUGAUGGCAGGUGUGUGUCAGCAGCUGAGGACUGGAGGGAGACAAAGGUGCUCUGUCAGAUAGUACAAAUUAAUCUGGAGGAUUAAAAAAAAAAAAAAAGCAUUAGGGCUUUCUGAAUGCUGCAAAGAUUUGUGUGCCACUAGACUUGAGACUCUUUCCACAUUUCAGGACUUUACAAAGACAUUUAUUAGAUGUUUGCCAGAUGAUAACAUGUCUAAAUUUUACAGUGUUUUUUCUAAAGAUUCUCCUGAAAAUUCUCCUUUUUCAGUAGUCUGCUGUUGAGAAAAAAAUGGGACCAAAAAAGUGGGUCACAUAUAUAAAUUUAUCUCAUGCACUGGAUUAGCCUACACUGGUAGAAGCCUUUUUCUCAAUUGCACUGGACAGCAUUAUCUUGGAUCUUGAAAACACAGAUCUAAAGAUUCAUUUCAAUCCAGUUUCGAGCCAUAUUUAGUCCUCUGAAUUCCAAUAGCACUGAAACAAAGGAAACUAUUUGAUAAUUGCUUUUUUUGCUAAUGACGUGUAAUAUUUUAUGCACUCUCGCUUCCUCAGGACAGGAUUGGAGUGCCAUGUGUGCAUGAUGAUUGUCACCAUUUGUAACAAAGCCUGUGAAGCAGCCUGACGUGAAGGCCCUUUAGGUUUCCUGAGGGGUGGGGCUGCUGAGAAUAAUGUAACACGUGCAGACCUACACACUCACUUUGGAUCAGGCAUGGUAGAUGUUGUUGGACCUCACGCAGAGCUGAACUGAAAAAAAAAGUUCUGUCACUAUUUUUAAAAUUCAACUGGAAAACUCUUUGUAUCAAACUGGAAGGUCUACGAGUUUUGGUUGAUUUUUAUUCUGUUUAAGCCGAGCUGUUUAAAUUCUUUUUUUUCUUCUUUUCUUUGUUUUUUUUAAUGAAGUUGUUGCUGAAUUAUCAUAAGAUUUGUUAGCUUCUUCUUCUGUAGCUCAUGCUUUGUAUUUAAUCUGUAACAUUAGGAGCAAGCUUAACUUCAACCCUUCUUUAAUCUUGAUUUGUCUGUAUUAACUAGCUUUACUAACCAGUUUCAAUUUAAACCAUAGCACCUGGAUUACAAGAGGUUUAUUUUGUUGUUAGCUGUUUAUUGGUGGGCUAUGCUCGUAGUGCACUGAAAAGCUUUAAAUACAGUGGCUAUGACACUC